CGGAGAUUCGAAACGGCAUUGGUUUGAAAAUGGCCGCCACGUCUGACAGCACCGGCAGCAUGUCUGACGGCGUGGAGACCGUAGUAUGCGAAACCAGCAGCUGUGAUGCUGCGUCAACUGCGCCAGCGGGCGAACACACGUUCGAGUCGACCUGCCGCAUCGAGGCGACCGUGGUUACCGGGUUGGAGCACAUUGCACGCGACGAGUGCGUCGACAAGCUGGGCGUCCGUCCAGAGACGGCGCGCGGCCGCGUGUUCUUCGACCUCCCAAUCGACCGCGUCUCUGAGGUGUGGAGCCUCCAAGGCGUGGACAACCUCUAUGUGGUAGUCUCAACCUUCUCAAACAUGGAGGUGCCCGCGUCCAAGGAGGAGAUGGAGGCCGCGCUCGUUCCCCUGGUGGAGAAGAUGCGCUGGGAGACUGCUCUCGAGGUGUGGAGGCGGAUGCGCCCGAGCGCCAAGUUCGAACUGGCCGAUUUCUUCCGCAAACACCAGAAGGAGGUUCACAGUGGUGCCGGUGAUGAGAAAGAGGCAGAGAAGAAGGAAGGUCCCAAGUUUCGGGUGACUUGUCACCGGUCGGGUGAGAAUCACAAGUUCACCUCGAUGGAGGCGGCGGCUGUGUUCGGGGGUGCUGUGAACGACACCUUCGGCUGGGGCGUGGACAUGCGCAACUUCGACCUGGAAGUGGUGCUGCACGUUGACCCCGGAUGCGUGUAUGUCUGCCUUACACUGACCCCUGCCAGCCUGCACCACCGGCACUUGGAGCACUUUGGACCGACCAGCCUUCGCUGCACCAUCGCUUACAACAUGCUCAGGCUGUGUGAUCUGAAGCCGAGCGACAUAGUGUGCGACCCCAUGGUUGGCGGAGCAUCCAUUCCAUUGGAGGGUUGUGUCAAUUGGCCCCAGACUGUGUUUGUAUGCGGCGACAACCACCCAUUGGCCGUGCAGCGCUCUUAUGACAACCUUUCCGCACUCAACGAAAAGCGUGCCAAGGCAAGCCCAGAGGGAAGGAGCAGCCAGCUGUGCAUGGAUAUUUGCCAGUGGGAUGUCUGUGCCCUGCCACUUAGGACUGCUUCUGUUGACGUCUUCAUCACAGACCUGCCCUUUGGCAAGCGUAUGGGAUCUCGACCGGAUAACCGGGUGCUGUACCCCAAGCUGCUGCAGGAGCUAGCUCGAGCUGCCCGUCCUCGCACUGGGCGAGCAGUGCUGCUCACGCAGGACAAGAAGAGCCUGUCACUGGCCGUGGGACGGCUGGGCCGGCUGUGGCGCCAACUGCGUGUGCAUGGCGUCAAUGUGGGUGGCCUGGCAGCGGCCAUCUAUGUUCUACGACGCACCGACGUUGUCCUGUGAGCCCCCUGGCAACACCGACUGGAAAGCUACCGGUUGAGCCGGCUGGAUGGUUGAGUGACUUUUCCAGAGGCAACGUAAUAGUGCGUGCAGUGUGACAAGCCACGAAAACCUCGUGACAAUCAGUGACGUUUUCUGAGUUCCCCGCUCAGCUCUUCUCAUAAGCACGAGAAGGGUUAACACGCGGGCUGUGUGCGACGAUCUCGUCUGUGUCAGGAGGACACAUCCAUGUUUGUUGUUUGUGGUGUGAAGUAAAACCUGAGAACCUUUUUUUGAUCAUUGGUGUUCUACUUAUGUAGAUCAAGAGUGAGGAUUAAUAAUCUCUUGCUAGUUUUUAUGAACCUGUGAUAAAGAUGUUAAAUAGUUGGGUGUGCUUCAUGGAAAUUGUAACAAGGCUGUUAUUGAGGCAUAUCCGAGGGUGUGCAGCCUAACGGCUAUAACAGGGGCUCAUAAAGUGACACGUACAAGCACUUACUUACAACUGAAAUUUAUUAUAAAAAAUAUUAAAAUAUGUA
Messenger RNA from Rhipicephalus sanguineus (brown dog tick), 1858 nucleotides. RefSeq names its product tRNA (guanine(6)-N2)-methyltransferase THUMP3. Gene Ontology annotation, biological process: tRNA methylation. Bases 30 to 1346 code for a protein of 438 amino acids. Gene Ontology annotation, molecular function: tRNA (guanine) methyltransferase activity; RNA binding. NCBI's taxonomy places the organism in Eukaryota, Metazoa, Arthropoda, Arachnida, Ixodida, Ixodidae. The record is from RefSeq and is a predicted model, not a curated record. The transcript is spliced from 8 exons.